Messenger RNA from Branchiostoma belcheri (Belcher's lancelet), 2219 nucleotides. RefSeq names its product casein kinase I. The record is from RefSeq and is a predicted model, not a curated record. The coding region runs from base 156 to 1205 and encodes 349 amino acids. Gene Ontology annotation, cellular component: nucleus; cytoplasm. Lineage: Eukaryota; Metazoa; Chordata; Leptocardii; Amphioxiformes; Branchiostomatidae. Gene Ontology annotation, molecular function: ATP binding; protein serine/threonine kinase activity. Gene Ontology annotation, biological process: negative regulation of canonical Wnt signaling pathway; peptidyl-serine phosphorylation; signal transduction. The transcript is spliced from 9 exons.
UUGGAUGACGUAUGGUGUAUUAGUCCCGACAUGCAGCGCGCGGUCUCUGUUUGCUGGACAUCGUCGCCAAGAUGAACCCCACGUAGAGGACGCGGCGAUUUCUGCACGAUUUCUGCCUAAUUUCGCUCAAAUUUGGCUCUGAACUUUGGGACAGAAUGGCGAGCGCUAGUGGCUCGAAAGCAGAGUUCCACGUGGGAGCAGGAAAAUACAGACUUGUACGGAAAAUCGGCAGUGGAUCGUUCGGGGACAUCUACCUAGGAAUCAACAUAACAAAUGGCGAGGAGGUAGCAGUUAAGUUAGAGUCACAGAAAGCCCGACAUCCACAGCUCUUAUACGAGAGCAAACUGUACAAAAUCUUACAGGGAGGAGUCGGAAUCCCUCACAUUAGAUGGUAUGGCCAGGAGAGGGACUACAAUGUAUUGGUUAUGGACCUGUUGGGGCCCAGCCUGGAAGAUCUCUUCAACUUCUGCUCACGGCGCUUCACAAUGAAGACAGUUCUCAUGUUAGCAGACCAGAUGAUAGGUCGUAUCGAGUAUGUACACAACAAGAACUUCAUCCACAGAGACAUCAAACCAGACAACUUCCUCAUGGGCAUCGGGCGCCACUGUAACAAGGUGAGGCAAAGACAUGCCCAAAAUGCUCAAAAGGUUUUCCUGAUAGAUUUUGGCCUUGCAAAGAAGUACAGAGAUAGCAAAACACGACAGCACAUACCGUACCGGGAGGAUAAGAACUUGACUGGCACCGCUCGAUACGCCAGUAUCAAUGCACAUCUUGGAAUAGAGCAGAGUCGCCGUGACGACAUGGAGUCCCUGGGCUAUGUGCUUAUGUACUUCAACAGGUCGAGCCUCCCAUGGCAGGGCCUGAAGGUAGGCGCUGCCGCGACCAAAAAGCAGAAGUAUGAGAAAAUUAGUGAGAAGAAAAUGUCUACGCCAGUCGAGGUCCUAUGUAAGGGCUUCCCAGCGGAGUUUGCGAUGUACCUGAACUACUGCCGAGGGCUGCGGUUUGAGGAGGCGCCAGACUACAUGUACCUGCGCCAGCUGUUCCGGAUCCUGUUCCGCACCCUGAACCACCAGUACGACUACACGUUUGACUGGACCAUGCUGAAGCAGAAGGCGGCUGCACAGGCUGGGAGUGCAGGGCAGGCCCCCAUCGCACCCACACCCACCAAACACACUGAGAGCAAGACCAAAAGUAAAGGACGCUGAGGUGAAAUUCAGUGGAGGAGUGAGGAGGAAAGCACAUGAUUCCUGAUGUGAAGAUGGUUGUUUCGACUAGGGGGAGAUGUAGACUUGGUUCCCCAUGUGUGAAGGAGUAGUAGAGACAUUAUUGCAGUGUUCCAUGAAAACAAACGUGAAGGAAACAUGAGAGGACUCCGUGGCUACACAAGAAUACUUAAACACUGUUGUUAUAAACUCUUCAACUUGUAUAAAGGGAAACCUACUUACUGACAUGCGAAACUAAAUGUGAGCCCAGGCGGUGAUAUGCCACAUUGGCUUUGACGGACAGAGGUGCUUAAUAAGUAGACAACUGUAAAUAUGUAUAAGCCUUGUUAUUUUUCUGAUACUACUGUCAACAAAGUAUGUAUAUGUUUUAAACCCCAAGGAGGAAGGUGUUGGGAAUACUUUAAUAAACAAAUAAGUGAAAAUGGUCCCACAAGUUCACAGCUGUCCGUCCCAGCCACAGCUGUCCCAGAUCACCGCCUGGAUGGGUUAUCAACUUUGCAUAUAUGAUAAUUAAGGACAUUUUGUUGCCUCAUGAAUUGCUGUAUGUGAUUGUGUAUGUUGUCUGUUGUUAGUCCCAUGUUGUACAGUGUGGCUGUACAAUAGCACCUAGUUGUGAAUUUAAACCCAAUCCUUGUAGAUGUAUUUUUGAGACAGCUCUUCAGUAAUGACAAGCAGAGAAAGCCAUUUCAUUCACUGCUCUUAUACAUGCACUGAACAAUAGCAAGUCCUCACGACUAGUUCUCUCCACGGGAAAGUUUCUAUCUAGCACAAGGAUGCUUUCAGUUGGAAAUCAUGCAGGCAAAGUUGUAAGGUAGAGAACCUUUCUUGGGAAAGGGAAUAGACUGUCCUUUUGUACUACAUGGUAAUAUGGUAAAGUAGUGGUAAAGUUCGUACACUUAGGAGUAACUUAAGAACAAGAACUGUGGUUCCCUUUUCUCCCAUGCCUUCAUUCUCCAUGUAGAUCUUCCCUUUUUUCAUUUGUGAAUCUUGCAGUGA